AUGUCCGACUCGCCCGAGAUCAUUGAGAGUUCGGGAUUGACGAUGCCUAAGCGUGAUUAUGGGCCAUUUGCCAGUGAACUUGGUCGCGAGCUUUAUCGGAAGUUGUUCUCAUUCCCUCCAAGAGAUCCUGCGAGGGACGAAUGGAUAAAGGGGUUGACGGAAGCUGAGCGUGAUGCAUUUAUUGCUGAGGUAGAUCGAGAGUUCAAGCGAGCUGAAGAGGAGAAUCGAACAUCCGUGCCCCGGCGAUACUGGUCGUACACGAAGAACGUCUGUGGCCGUGAUAAGGACGCUAUGGCCUGGGAGUAUGGGGUCAUGGAUGGUAAUUAG
Molecule: messenger RNA, 327 nt
Organism: Stereum hirsutum FP-91666 SS1
Lineage: Eukaryota; Fungi; Basidiomycota; Agaricomycetes; Russulales; Stereaceae
Exons: 3
Coding region: 1-327 (108 amino acids)
Source: RefSeq, a predicted model, not a curated record